Molecule: messenger RNA, 1452 nt
Organism: Ceratitis capitata (Mediterranean fruit fly)
Lineage: Eukaryota; Metazoa; Arthropoda; Insecta; Diptera; Tephritidae
Gene: Trax
Product: translin-associated protein X
Exons: 3
Coding region: 167-1090 (307 amino acids)
Cellular component (GO): nucleus; cytoplasm
Molecular function (GO): sequence-specific DNA binding; RNA endonuclease activity; RNA binding
Source: RefSeq, a predicted model, not a curated record
AAAUAAGUCGACUAGGAAAUCCAAAGUUAUCAAAUUCAAUAAAUUGAUUUGUAAACAAAUAUCCGAUUAAAACCUUCUGUAACUCCUAUCAGCAACCUUUUCAAGGAACGAAAGUUUUGUUGAUAACUUAAUACGUGGAAAUAAAAAUUUUAAGAUCCUUCUGAAAAUGUCACAAGGCUCUUGUUCUCGGCAUAACAACCGACGCAAUCAGCCAAAGCAAAAAAAUGUUGAAAGGUCGAAUUCCACCGACGAACAGAAUCCCGUUGUAAAAGCGUUCCAGGAAUAUGCGCGAGAGUUGGACAGCAAACAUGAUCGCUACGAAAGGAUAGUGAAGCUUAGCCGUGACAUUACCAUUGAAGCCAAACGAAUAAUUUUUCUAUUACACACUAUAGACGGUAGAAAAGAUAAUCGAACCAAGGUUUUGGAAGAAGCGGAGCAACGCCUUAAUAAAGUAAUUGAAUUCAAUUUUAAGUCUGUUGCCCAAGAGCUAAUUGGACAGGAUCCAUAUCAGUACCGUUGUGCAUAUUCACCUGGUCUACAGGAAUUCAUCGAAGCUUACAGUUUCAUGGAGUAUUUCAAAUUUGGCAAUGAGGGAACAGAUGCUUUAUCUGAUUGGAAUAUGUUACAAGAUAAAAUGGUGUAUGAAAAUAGUGGAAAAGAAAUUUCAGAAGAGACUGAUUUUUCGCAAAAAUCUGUUGACGAUACUAGUAACGACAAAAUCGAAAGUGCUCCCAUGGAUAAAGACAACAUAAACAAUUUUAAAUUUCUUGUCGACCCAACUGAAUAUAUACUGGGAGUAGCAGAUCUGACCGGAGAAUUGAUGAGACGCUGUAUAAACUCACUAGGAAGCGGGGAAACAGUUGUUUGUUUGGAGACUUGCAAAGUUUUGCAGCAGUUUUAUACUGGCUAUGUAAGUCUUAAUGUGCAACGCUGCAGAGAAUUGUCACGAAAAAUUUAUACAAUGCGACAAAGUCUUUUAAAAACGGAAAAUGUUUGCUACAAUGUAAAAGUGCGAGGUGGAGAAGCGGCUAAAUGGGGAGCUGUAUUUGAAAAUAAAAUUAGCGAUGAUCUCGAUGAAGGCUUCUAUUAAGUUUAAAAACCGUUUAAAUAUUUCGGUAAUAACAAUAAAAGAAACGUAUAUAUAUUAAAAAUUGCUGCACUAUUCAAUUAACUUUCUAAGAAAACGUUUCUACUCCAAGCAACAAUACUCGGCCUUCAUCGCUCUAACCAAAUUUGGUAUUGAGAAAUACACAGCACGACUAGCCAUUCGGACUUCAACUGUUUAGUUUUGUGUUGAUUCAUUCAUGAUUAUAUUAUUGCUAGUGCUACCAUUAGUAAUGUUUAUAAAUACAUAUGUAUGCUUUCACAAAAUAACAUAAAUUUUAAGGUACAUCAGUUAUCGCCCAAUUUUCUAUGUGCUUAGACUUAAUAAAAGAAUUUACAGCUAAUAAA